This is a messenger RNA of Ciona intestinalis (vase tunicate), 2631 nucleotides long. The record is from RefSeq and is a predicted model, not a curated record. Lineage: Eukaryota; Metazoa; Chordata; Ascidiacea; Phlebobranchia; Cionidae.
CACAAAAUUUAACUAAAACUUUUGAAUUGAAAACAUUCUUAAUGCACUUAAUUUUGUUUCUGGACAUUAGUUAUGUUACUUGGCGAAUAUUUAUUGGGCAUAUUUUUCAUGGGCAAUUAUACAUGCAUAUAUUUACACACAUAAGGUAUUAGGUUGUGCAUUGUGUACAAUACUAAUGUAAGUUGUUAAAUAAUGGUGACACCAGGACAACACAAACCAGGAAUAUGGAAGCAACAGAACAAGUCGCAUAAAACUGGACGACAUCGGAGCAAGAGUCAAGUCGAUGUUUCUAACAAAGGUCGAGUAGAAGUGAAAGGUUUAACAAAACGUCAAAAGAAGCUUCAACAGAAAGUUGACCGGAGGCAUCGAUCGCAGCAGAUACGUUCUUCAAAGCGUGAACAGGUUCUGAAUAGGAAAAGAAAUGUUGGCGUUGGGAGCAACCCACCUCAUCUUACAUUGUUGGUUCCACUUCACAAGAAUGUCAACACAUCUGAGUUCUCGGAUGCAAUAAAACUUUGUGGUACAUUGGAUGGAGCUGUACCAAGCGAAGCUGCUCUAACUACAGCUGGAUUUUCAAUGAAUGUUCCAAGGUUAAAACACAGGUUCCAGAUUUUUCAACCCGGCUCAGCCAGUUUACAUGACAUAGCAGAUUGUGCCAGGGUUGCUGACUCCGUAGUUUUUCUCGUUUCAACCGAGGAGGAAACAAUGGAUGAAAAGGGAUAUGAUAUAUUAUCGUGUUUGCUUGCACAAGGCCUGUCAUCACAAGUGUUUUGUGUGCAAGGAAUAUCACAACUGCCAAUGAAGAAAAGAAAUCCAACGAAAAAAGAAAUCACAAAAUGUAUUGCGCAAUAUGUAGCUGAUGUGAAACUAUUUUCAGUGGACAAUGAAUCUGAAGCGUUUAAUAUGCUGAGAAUGGUGGCUGAAAUGAAGAGACGUGCUGUUGGAAUGCGUGAACGACGCUCAUAUAUGCUGGUUGAAAAACUGGCUUAUGAAGAUAGUGAGACAGAUAUGGGUGUGCUAAAGAUAACCGGCCACGUACGAGGCUCCGCAUUGGAUGUUAACCGGCUGGUUCACUUGCCAGGUUGGGGAGAUUAUCAAAUUAAACAGGUUGAUACAGUGGUAGAACACUGCCCAUGGAAUGUGCAGAAGAAUAACCAAGACAAGAGUGAGAAUGAGAUGUCAUGUGAUGUAAAAGUAAACUCAGCUUACGAAGAGACUGGGGAAACGGUAUCCUCGCAUCCGGAGAAGAUCCAGGAUCUCGUUUUGGAAGCGGAUGUUGAUCCUUUGGAUGGGGAGCAAACAUGGCCGACAGAGGAAGAGAUUGUGGAAGCCGAGCAAGAAAAUGCAGUUGGAGAAACACGAAAAUUGGUAAAAAAAGUUCCACGCGGGACUUCUGAUUACCAAGCUGCGUGGAUCCUUGAUAGUGACGAGGAUUGGAGGGAGGGGAGUUCGGAUGAAGAGGAGCAAGAUCAAGUGAUGCAACCUCUGGAUGAUGAGGGAUCGCAGCUCGACGAUGACAGCAUGACAAUUGCCGACACUGAGGCUGAUGACUCAGCAAGUCAAUAUGAUGAUGUCAUCGAUGACGAGGCAGACUUGAUGAGGUUCCGGGAGGAGAGAAGUCAUCAGAUGUUCCCAGAUGAGGUGGAUACUCCAUCAGAUGUCCCGGCCAGAACCAGAUUUCAAAGAUAUAGGGGUCUCAAAAGUUUCCGAACUUCACCAUGGGACCCGAAAGAGAACCUACCAGGAGAUUAUGCGAGGAUUUUUCAAUUUCAGUCGUUUGAUAGAACAAGAAAACGAAUGAGAAACUUGGAGGUGGAAGAAAACUACAGUGUUGGUGUUGGUACUUAUGUCACAAUACAUCUUAUGAAUGUUCCAAAGCUGUUUGUUACAUCACACACACCAGAAUCACCAAUCACAAUGUUUGGAUUAUUUCCUCAUGAACAAAAGUUGAGUGUCCUGCACUUCACCCUGAAGCAGCAUGGUGAACACAGCAUUAAAAAUAAAGACAAACUUCUCUUUCAAUGCGGGUUCAGAAGGUUUAGAUCAAAAGUUAUUUUCUCUCAACAUACCGCAGGCACCAAGCAUAAAAUGGAGAGAUAUUUCCCAAAAGAAGGCAUCAUCGUAGCAACAGUGUACGCACCAAUCACUUUUCCAUCGGCAAAUGUGCUUGCUUUUAAAGAAAGACAAGGUGAAGCAACUCUAGUUGCAACAGGUUCUUUGUAUAAAAUUGAUCCAGAUCGUAUAAUAACGAAGCGAAUCGUUUUAAGUGGACAUCCUUUCCGAAUUAACAAGAGAGCUGCAACAAUUAGAUAUAUGUUCUUCAACAGAGAGGACAUAAACUGGUUUAAACCAGUCGAACUUCGUACAAAGUGGGGAAGAAGAGGUCACAUAAGAGAUCCUAUUGGUACGCAUGGUCAUAUGAAGUGCACAUUUGACAGUCAACUUACAUCGCAAGACACGGUGCUCAUGACUUUGUACAAGCGGGUGUUCCCUAAGUGGUCGUAUGAACCAGCGACUCCAGUAUGCACCACAGAUGCUGCAUCAUCCAUGGGCAGUACAACUUCAUUUGAUGAAGAGUUUUUUUCAUCCUGAGAGUGUUAUGCGUUGCGGAAAUAAAAAGAAAUUAAGAGA